AUUUUCUGGUUUUGGUCUUGCCUCUUUCCUCUCUGCUGCAUUCGCCUUUCGGUUCUGUUAUCCGUGGAUUUGACGAUAAACGAAUAUUUUUUAGAUUAACGUAGAAUUACACGUUUAUUUCCCUCGCGGAUUUAGCAGUGAUGGCGAAAAAAAUACGAGUUUUUGUGAGCUAAAGUUUUCCUGGAAGUGAAUAAUUGGAAGUUUUACGGCCAAAAUGAGGUGACACGUUGUGCUGUGUGGACUUAUGGCAAGGAUUACGCUGUCGUGCGUGCCAGCCUCCUGGUACUGCUCUGUGUCCCUGCUCUCUCUGGGUUGUGUGCCCCGACAAAGAUUGGUGCUUCUGCUGCUGCUCCUCUGCUCCGCUCUGCUGCUACUGCUGAUGUGGAACCCUACGAGGAGACCCAACACACAGCAAAACAAAUAUCUGUCUAUAGCUGAGUCGCUGGAGGUGACAGAUGUUGAAAACCCGACUCUAAACUACGGCGUUGUGGUGGACUGUGGCAGCAGCGGGUCCAGAGUGUUUGUUUACUAUUGGCCUCCUCACAAUGGAAACCCUCACACACUCCUCGACAUACGACAGAUGAGAGACAAGGAGAGGAAGCCCGUUGUGCUCAAGAUCAAACCAGGGAUCUCGACUCUGGCUAAAACACCAACUGCAGCCAGUGACUACCUGCAGCCUCUUCUGAGCUUUGCUGCAGCUCAUGUCCCCAAAAACAAGCAUAAAGAAACUCCUCUGUAUAUCCUCUGCACCGCGGGCAUGAGGCUGCUGCCAGACAGUGAACAGGUGGCCAUCUUGGAGGACAUUGUGAGCGACAUUCCCCUGGAGUUUGACUUCCUGUUUUCCGAGUCUCAUGCCGAGGUCAUCUCUGGAAAGCAAGAAGGAGUGUAUGCGUGGAUUGGUAUCAACUUUGUUUUGGGUCGAUUUGAUCACGCUGAAGUGGACGACGCCACAGUAGAGGUCACAACAAGUUCACAGAGCCGUCAGCCAAUCAGCAGGCGACGCACAGUGGGCAUCAUGGACAUGGGCGGAGCUUCACUGCAGAUUGCCUACGAGGUGCCUGGAGUCAUUCACUUCAACUCACCACAAGAGGAGGAUGCAGCUAAGGGUGUCCUGGCUGAGUUUAACCUGGGCUGUGAUGUGGAGCAUACGGAACAUGUUUACAGAGUCUACGUCACCACAUUUCUGGGGUUUGGAGGAAACAUGGCCCGACAGAGAUACGAGGACCAUCUUUUCAACAACACUAUCAACAAAAGUCAUUCCCAGUUCGCUUUGGGCCGGACUUCAGACCAGCCCCUGUUCGACCCCUGCUUGCCUGUGGGUUUGUCAGACUCUGUGGUGAGAGGGAAUCAAACCCUCCACCUCCGCGGCCAGGGCGAGUGGUCCCGCUGUCAGGAGGCAGUCCGACCUUUUCUGGGUUUGCACAAUGGCACAAUGUCACCUGGAGGAGUCUACCAGGCUCCGAUAAACUUCAGUAACAGUGAAUUCUACGGCUUCUCUGAGUUUUAUUACUGUAUGGAGGAUGUGCUGCGGAUACGAGGGACCUACGACAGCCACAAAUACUCACGUGCCGCAUCGGAUUACUGCGCCACCCAGUGGUCUAUUCUCAAACACCGACUGGACAACAAGCUCUUCUCACAACAGGCUGACCUCAACAGACUCAAGUACCAGUGUUUUAAGUCGGCGUGGAUGUUUGAAGUGCUUCACUCAGGGUUUCGGUUCCCUUUAAUUUACUCCAGUCUUAAAACAGCACAGCUCGUACAGGACAAAGAGGUGCAAUGGACUCUGGGAGCCAUCCUCUUCAAAACGCGGUUCUUCCCUCUCAGGGAUUUACAGCAGGAGUCUUUGCGUCCGAACCCGAACUCAAGUUGGCUGCGCUCGUCCUUCGUCUAUAACCACCAUGUGUUGUCAGUUUGCAUCCUGGUGGUGGCGCUGUCCAUCCUGCUCUAUGUGCUGAGGCUGCGCAGGAUUCACCAGAGAGAACAAAGACAAAACGAAGUGUUAAACCUGCUGUGGGCAGAGGAGGGUGAGGCCCUACUGCCUUGAGACCAAGACCGGGACAAAAACCAAGACUAUGACCAGGACCAAGACCAGGGGUCCACCAGAGAGAGUAGAGACAAAACAAAGUGUUAAACCUGUUGUGGGUGGAGUAGAGGGAAGUCCUACUGCCCCGGGACCAAGACCGGGACCAAGACCGGGACCAAGACCGGGACCAAGACCGGGACCAAGACCGGGACCAAGACCGGGACCAAGACCGGGACCAAGACCGGGACCAAGACCGGGACCAAGACCGGGACCAAGACCGGGACCAAGACCGGGACCAAGACCGGGACCAAGACCGGGACCAAGACCGGGACCAAGACCGGGACCAAGACCGGGACCGAGCGCACUCCCCUGUGACUGAGACGAAGAGCGGAACUGAAAUUCCAUUUCUGUGGUAUACUGAGGGUACUCACUGCCAGCUCUGUAUACCACAGAAAUGGAAUUAAUUUAACAAGGACUAAGACCGGGACUUAGACCGCUGUGAACCAGUCGAGAUGUUUACAGACUCAACCAGACUCUAUUUAUAUUUUCUACUGUGGACCAUUUAAACACUAAGAAGCCACUGGACUUUACAAUCUGCUCAAUUUUGAACUUUGAGCCGAGAGCGGAAAUCAUGUGAAGACUGAAGAUUUAAAAAGGGAACAAUCUCACUUUGUGCCACUGACCAAAUGAGUUUUAAAACAUGCAAGAUUUCUAUGUAAAUAUAGAUUAAAGGCGCUGUACCUGAUUUUUACAGUUUUAAAAAAUGUGAAAAAACAUUUCAAACGGUUUGCAGUGGUCCAGAGUUGUUCCUCUCUUAUCUUAUGCAUUCUUAGCAUCCUAAUUAUUUACAGCAAUGAGUUUAUAAGAGUGUUUCAUAAUUCUCCUAGAAAGUUUUGCUGUCUCAUUAAAGCUGACCACAACUAGCGUGCUAAUCGUGCAUUUCCUGAUUAUCAGACAAUAAAACACCUUAUAAUUAGAUGCAGACAGUAUUUUGGCUUCAAGAGAUGAUUAGACAAUAUAUCUGUACUGGGGCAAGACACAUUUCACUCAAAUAUAUGGGAACAAUCGGGUACAGGGCCUUUAAUUUUUCUGUGUCAGCCCUGCAAUUCACGGGUUAUACUGCAGGGGACACUCCGUCUAAGGACCUGUGAAUGAAUGUGAAACUUGUGAAUGUUUUUAAGGGUCUGAUUUAAGACAUCUGUUUGGAAGAAAUGUAAACUUGUUUAUCCCACAGUGGGAGAUUUUAAUUCUUAAAGUAAUUUGUAAUUAUUGUAAAUGAUUUUCUAAACUGAGGGCAUGACUCAUCAAAGAAAAGAUGAUGAACUCUUUUUUGUAAAGUAUGGUUGUCAAAAGUAUCGAAAUAUAUGCUUGAUGAAUGAUACUUAUUGAUACUAAAACUAGUAUUGAAACUAGGUACUCAUUUGAGCAGGUAUCAAUACUAAUAAACUCACAUUCACAUUACAUAAAUGAACCUUUCCUGAAUAGCUUUAGAAUGAUGUUGAGCUGGAUCAGAACAAGUAUAAGACACAUAGACUAAUAUACACCCAUGGACCACUAUGAACCUACUGGACGACGAGGGAUUACACAGAUAUAAGGCCAUGUGGGAAUAUAAAAGAAAGUACUACGAUUUAAUGUUGAAAAUCUCAUUCUGUUGUCUAAAGAAAGAGUGUUUUUUAUCGUUGUGGUAACAAAAUCGAAUUUGAAAUUUUAGUAUCGUGACAACACUAUUGUAAUGUAAAGUGGUAGUGGACAGGCCAUUUUGGCUGAUGUGAAGGUGAAUUGAAACCAUUUUUGAAUUAUUAUGAAACCAAGGUUUCAUUUGAUGUGUUUUUAAAUGAAAAUUGUUUUGUAAUUGUAUUUAAAAGUGCUGUACUUUUCAUAUGGGAUAUCCGUAACCUUCUAGUCGCCAUAGAGAUGUUAUUGCUUUCCAACAAUGUUCCACAGCAUGCCAUUAAAUUUGUCUGUUGCUUUUAGUUCUCAAAAUUGGAAAAAAAACAACAUUCUUACAGUGAGUGGGAUGUCCUUUCCAGGAGAUCUGUAACUUGUCUUGGUCACUCCAGCUGGUUUUCUCCAUUAUAGAGAAGUGUAAAGUGGGACUAAACACCUAAACUCUGCCCACAACCACAUUUUAAAUGGAGCUGCUGAACUGGGCAGUACCUGGUGGACUAAAAGGGAGAAUGAGGUCUAGGUAUAAGGAACAGUAGUAAUCAGGGCAGUCCUGCGUGAUGUCAUGUACUACUUGAAAUUGCAGAGGCCAUCGAUGGCAGCACAAACCUUUAGUCAUUUUUGACCAUCUGCAAAUUUACCUGGUUUGGGCUAAAGUUGCCAAAAAAUGAUGAGGAACAGUAGAGAUAAUGCUAUUACAGUAGUGAAAAAAGUGGAUUUAGUGUUUUAGUGUAUUUCCAUAGUUUUAAUUCUAUAUUGUAGAACUUUCCUGGCAAAGCUCUUUCAUCUCCAUGGCAACAAGCAGGUGGUUUAUUUCAAUAAUAAAUUUGUUAUAAUUAAUUGAUUCAUAUAUUUUUCUCAAGCAUUCCUAAAAGACCAUCUCAUUUACCCAAGACCAGUUAAAAGUUUGGCCAUAGUGUAAUAAUGCAAUCUCUUUGUUGCUCUGCUGUAACUUUUCAAACCAUUCCAGAAAUGACCUCUCAACUUCUGUAUAAUAUGUGUUCUUCUUUCACAUGUCUUACUGUACAUUUUCUUUUUUAACUUUGGCCUCUGAGCCACAAAUACUUACGAAGCAAUCAGAUGUGGGCUGUGUGCAAUUUACUCUAGGAACAAAAUGGACGCAAUGAAAUAUAAAAUCAUCUCAUUCCAGUGCAAAUAAAGAGUUAUAAUAGAA
This is a messenger RNA of Periophthalmus magnuspinnatus, 4862 nucleotides long. RefSeq names its product ectonucleoside triphosphate diphosphohydrolase 7-like. The record is from RefSeq and is a predicted model, not a curated record. The transcript is spliced from 14 exons. Gene Ontology annotation, molecular function: nucleoside diphosphate phosphatase activity. The coding region runs from base 245 to 2044 and encodes 599 amino acids. Lineage: Eukaryota; Metazoa; Chordata; Actinopteri; Gobiiformes; Gobiidae. Gene Ontology annotation, biological process: nucleoside diphosphate catabolic process. Gene Ontology annotation, cellular component: membrane.